Molecule: messenger RNA, 1067 nt
Organism: Brassica napus (rape)
Lineage: Eukaryota; Viridiplantae; Streptophyta; Magnoliopsida; Brassicales; Brassicaceae
Product: dof zinc finger protein DOF1.6-like
Exons: 1
Coding region: 138-809 (223 amino acids)
Biological process (GO): regulation of DNA-templated transcription
Molecular function (GO): DNA-binding transcription factor activity; DNA binding
Source: RefSeq, a predicted model, not a curated record
AAAUUCAUUUGUUUAUUUUUCAAAAUAAAAUUGAAACUGCAUAAUAAAAUUCUAGCCUAUAUAAAACCCACAUCGCCACUCUCACAUCUCCUCCACUUUCGCUUUUCUCACACUCUCUCUCAUUAUCUCUUUUACCCAUGCCGUCUGAAUCAAACCAAACCCGAUCCGCCCGAGUUCAGGGCUCAACGGCUGCUUACCCACCUCCGAAUCUGGCGGAGCCACUGCCUUGUCCUCGUUGCAACUCCAUCAUCACCAAGUUCUGCUACUACAACAACUACAACCUCUUACAGCCUCGCUACUUCUGCAAGUCUUGCCGCCGUUACUGGACUCAAGGUGGUACACUCCGCGACGUCCCCGUCGGCGGUGGAACUCGCCGGAGCUCUUCCAAACGCAACCGCUCUUUCUCCUCCAACGCCACUACUGCGUCCUCCUCUUCCUGCUCUUCUUCCAUCAUUACAACCGCCAACGGUUCAGAACCAAUGAACCAAGGAACCGCCACAAACGAAGCAAAGGGUAGUCAUGAAAUCUCAGGUUACGGAAGCUUUGCGUCUCUGUUAAGUGAGCAGAGCGACGGAGCAGCGUUUCUGGCGUUGGGAAACGGAAGUGGAAGCGGUGGGUUAGACUACGGGUUUGGGUACGGGUACGGGUUGGAGGAGCUGAGUAUUGGGUAUCUUGGGGGAGGCUCCGGAGUAGAGAUACCGGUGGUGGGUGGUGGUGACACGUGGCAGAUUGGGGAGAUUGAAGCUAAAAGUGGGGACAGUUUAUGGCCUGGUCUCGAGAUCUCCAUGCAAAGCAACGGUGCUAAGUGAAAAAACCGUUUAUGACUCUUGUCUUCUUCUUUCUCUGUUUCUGUCUUUUGUUUGUUUCCUUUUGGAAAUUUCUGUUUGUGUUUUUUAUUAUUUCCUACUGGGAUAGAGAGAGACCAAAGAAGCAAAUUAAACAGGAAAGAAAAAAAAAAUAGAAGGAAAGGUUUAGUGUCUUUUUUCUUUAUUUGAGGUCUAACAAUGGCAGUUUGUAAAUCCUCUGUUUCUGUGAUGAACAAAUUGGAAUGCAUUUCAAGUAGUAAA